UCUGGCUCGGGGACUGCGGAGGGUGCUGCGGAGUCUGGGAGGGACGUCCGUCCGUCCGACGGGGCAAUGGCGGAUGGGGAGGCCGCCGUGUCUGUGGAGUGGGACAGCAGUGAUGGGGGCUUAGCAGAAUAACAUCCCACUUCUGCAUUUACAUUUUCUCUGUUUAGCUUGGUAUUCAGCUCUCGCCAUGGAUCCAGAGAAAACGUUGACAUUCUGCCUCGGGCUGAAGGCUGAGGAGAUGACCAUAUCCCUGCAGGGGCUGGAUGGGACUGAAUCUGCUACGGUGGCUGUUUCUCAGAAGGAGGCUGACAUGCGCACAGUGAAUAAGGUGGUGAAGCAUCACGGGGGUUCUGGUAGCCAGCCUGUUGCCAGUCCGAAGUACUGUCCUGGGGUAAAAAACAACCCAGGUUACCUGUGUGAAACGGGGCACUGCUGCGGAGAGACGGGCUGCUGUACCUACUACUAUGAGCUCUGGUGGUUCUGGCUGCUGUGGACGAUGCUGAUCCUCUUCAGCUGUUUCUGCGCUUACCGCCACCGCCGAGCAAAGCUGAGGAUCCAACAACAGCAGAGACAGAGGGAGAUCAAUCUGAUCGCCUAUAACGGAGCCUGCAACUACCCUUCCUCAAUGCUGGACCUCAGUUUUCUGGCUUCCUUCAAGUUGCCCUCCUAUGAGGAGGUGGCGGCACAGCCCAGCACCCCUCCUCCACCUUACAGCUCUGUCUUCGCCCUGCAGGGAGGUGCCACGGGGGGUGCUAGCUCCUCCUACACCCAUCAUCACCAUCACCGUCACCCCUGCCCUCCAUAUCUGGGCCCUGGUCCCAGUGGCCUGACGUCCUCCCAGAGCUCUGACAACUACACCAGCUGCUCCUGCGAGUCUUGCUCCCUCACUUCCCCCUGCAGCACCUCCUUCUCUGUCCAGGUGACAGACGAGACUUACGACAGCAGCCACAUCUCCACACCCAGUGAAGCAGGGGGCGACUAUGCUGUUGUGUCGAGGUUUGGGGCCAACUUCACACCAACUUCUUCCCCGACACCUUCAUCACAAGUUGCCCCUGAUGUUAUACCUGCGACCAUUCCAGAUGUCAUACCGGGACAAAGACGGCCCUCCAAUGGCAGUGAAAGAGUCUCGUCUUCAGCUCCACCUCUCUCUUCAGUUACACCCCCGUCCUUCAUGCCCUUCUCGCCUCCCACUCUCUCCCCUCAUUCUGUUAUCUUCCAUUCCUCCUGGUCAAGUACAUCCUCUCAUCCUCUCGGACCCACUUGGAGCUUUAGCUAUUCAGAGAGAGAAAGAAGAAGAGACCUCACCUUUGGCUGCAGCUCCCAGGUCCAUUCUGUCUCCCUCUAAACAGGGUGUGGCUGUUU
Pseudoliparis swirei is the source of this 1362-nucleotide messenger RNA. RefSeq names its product WW domain-binding protein 1-like. NCBI's taxonomy places the organism in Eukaryota, Metazoa, Chordata, Actinopteri, Perciformes, Liparidae. The coding region runs from base 188 to 1345 and encodes 385 amino acids. The transcript has 6 exons. The record is from RefSeq and is a predicted model, not a curated record.